Messenger RNA from Amphimedon queenslandica, 908 nucleotides. RefSeq names its product elongation factor 1-beta-like. The coding region runs from base 52 to 825 and encodes 257 amino acids. The transcript is spliced from 11 exons. Gene Ontology annotation, molecular function: guanyl-nucleotide exchange factor activity; translation elongation factor activity. The record is from RefSeq and is a predicted model, not a curated record. Gene Ontology annotation, cellular component: eukaryotic translation elongation factor 1 complex; cytosol. NCBI's taxonomy places the organism in Eukaryota, Metazoa, Porifera, Demospongiae, Haplosclerida, Niphatidae. Gene Ontology annotation, biological process: translational elongation.
UUAAAUAAACUCUAAACCCACGUGUAGUCUCAUAAAGAAAGGGCAUUAGAAAUGGCUUAUUCUCUUGAUCCUGGGACUUGGCUCGAAAGACAGAAAUACGAACAGGCUGAAGCUAGAGCAGAAGAAUAUACUGCAAGCAGUCACUCUGGACUUAAAGUCGAGGGUAAAGCAAUCAGCAUUGAUCUAAGUUCUGGUGGCUCGGAGAUUCGUGAUUUCAUCAACGAAACAAAGUCGAGGAUUGAGCAGAGUCUCAAGAAAGUUCCUCAAAGCGAAUCGGCAAAACCCGGAAGUCAAAAUUUGGAAGCACGAGUGGCGAAAUUGGAAGCAGAAAAUAAAACUUUAGCGGAAAGAGUGGCGAAAUUGGAAAAAGCAAUUGGCGUGGCACCAGAGCCCAAGAAGGAAGAAGUAAUUACUACAAAAGAGGCCAAAGAUGACGACGAUGAUGAUUUUGAUCUUUUUGGCUCAGACGAUGAGGAAGAAAUAGCAGCUGCUGAGAAGCGUAAGGAAGAGGCUCUGGCAGCCUACAAAGCAAAGAAAGAGAAAAAGCCACAGAUUAUUGCAAAGUCAAGCAUUAUCCUAGAAGUUAAGCCGUGGGAUGAUGAAACAGAUAUGAAGGAGCUUGAGCGUUGUGUACGUAGUAUUGAAGCUGAUGGGCUCCAAUGGAAAGCAUCUAAACUGGUCCCAGUGGCUUAUGGUGUUUUAAAGCUUCAAAUAAACUGUGUAGUUGAAGAUGAUAAAAUUGGAACGGAUUUCCUUGAAGAAGAAAUCACCAAAUUUGAGGAUUUAGUUCAAAGUGUUGAUAUUGCUGCUUUUAAUAAACUCUAAUCUACUCCCUCUCCCAAUUGUGACUUUAAUAAUGUAGUAAUGAUUAUUAAUUAUUAUUAUCAUGUGAUUUUAGUAGCUCCUAA